AUGAAACUAAAUUAUAUUCCACUUAAAAAGUGUCCACUAUUAGAGCUGAAUAUGGCUUCAGCAUGUGUGGCAGAAGAGGAGGUCUACAGGGAGGUUCUGACUUGCCCAAUCUGUCUCUGCCUCCUCACCAACCCAAAGGUGACAUCCUGUAUGCAUACAGUCUGUUGUGGGUGCCUUGAUAAGUGGAUAAACCAAAAAGCCAAGCAAGUGCAGAAAGUGUGUCCUUGUCCAGUUUGUAGAGUUGACUUUAAGGUUCCAAAAGGUGGCGCCAAUGCUCUCAAGGGAAAUUAUAUACUCAAUGACAUGUUGGAUGCUCUGAGGAAGAAACUUGAGAAAAUGGCUGACAACAUUGAACAAUACUGUGACAUUUGUGUGCUGCAUGAUAAUAAAGUUCAAGCGACGUCAAAGUGUAUUGAUUGUGAUCAGUUUAUAUGCGACUCUUGCACGCGUACUCAUCAGAGCAUCAGAGCUGUUAAAGGCCACAAAGUCAUUCCAAUCACAGGGGAUGACCAAAAGGACACACGCGCUACAUUAGAAAUGUUUCCAAAACGUAGUAAAUUCUGUGAGUCCCACCCUGAUGAGCCUCUGAAGUUCUAUUGUACAAGCUGCUGUGAGGUCUUGUGUAGGGACUGCUGUAUCACUACUCACAGCGGACACAAGUGCGAGGAUCUCACACACAAUGUAAAAGGUGACAUGAAAAACAUUGGAUCACUUAUCGAAAUGGCCGUACAAAGGGAAGCGAAUGUUAAGAAUGCUAUUGAGGAGAUGAAUGAAUACAAAGAAAUCAUGGAAAACAACGCUGUAGCGGUCAAAGCAGCGAUUAAUGCGACAAGAAAAGCUCAACAUGAUUUGAUUGACAAGCACUAUAACAACCAAGUGACUGAAGUUGAAAAACUAAAACAUGAUACCAUGAAGAAAGUCGAUGUACAUAUCGACAGUCUUGAGCUACAGAAUGGUAUCACAUUGAGCACCAAGCACCUUCUCGAGAUGCAGCAGCAGUUUGGCCACCCUGCCCAGAUCAUCAGCAUCAGGCAAGAACUAAACAGUAAAACAAAGGAAUGGUCCCAGCCCCUGGAGCUAGAGUUUGAACCAAGGAUCAAGAUAAUAUUCAAUGAUGGGAAAACAACAGAGUCAGGACUGAACUUUGGAAGUGUUAUGCCACUUGAAAAGACAUUAAACAAAUUUGUACGGAUUGAGAAAAACCCUUUUGCGAUGGUCGGAACUAUGUGCAGUUUCGAACUUCUAGAGAAUGGUGAUAUAGUAUCAGCUCAUCUUGAAGGUGGUAUCAAUAUCACUGAUCACAUAACACAUGAACAGAAACAUCAUGUUAAGAUGAGAUGUAUACGCCUCACAACACAGGGCAACAAUACCAUAGCUGUGGAUAGGGAUACAGGUACUAUCAAACAGUUGGAUGAGAAGGGUAACUUUGAAAGAGAGGUUGAUUGUAUCAAGCCAUCAGAUCAUUGUGUAGCAGCUGGUCUAGAUGGUAAAUUAAUAGCAACCCAUGGAAAGGGACAAGUAUCACACAUUGAUGUUAAUACUAACACUCUGAUCUCAACUCACAAGAUCAAAGAUGAUGGCAAUGUCCCUAACAUCUCCAUAACUUCUAGGUCUGAGACUGUUAUAUCAUACUUUGAAUUAAACAUUGUAGAAAAAUACAGCAAGAAUGGUGAUCUUCUCUUCACAUAUAAUGGACAGCAAGGUGAAUAUGGACUUAAAACACCUACGGGUGUAUGUGUGGAUCCAUUUGAUAGGAUUAUAGUAGCAAGUUCAGACAACAACACAGUUCAUCUGUUGGACUCUAAAGGAAAGUUCAUUAAGCUUCUUGUUACACCUAAAGACAACAUCAUAGAUCCUCAAGAUGUGGCUAUGGACAAACAGAAUCGUCUCAUUGUAGGUACAUACCAAGGCAAGUUGCACUAUGUCAACUACAUGGCCAAUUAA
Molecule: messenger RNA, 1944 nt
Organism: Owenia fusiformis
Lineage: Eukaryota; Metazoa; Annelida; Polychaeta; Sabellida; Oweniidae
Source: the annotation of a GenBank genome assembly